AUGAAUAGCAACAAUUCUUCACCAGAGUCUACCGCAUCCCUCAUGGUAGCAGCUAGAUCAUUCUUGGAAGAUAAUAAUGAUAAUGAUGAAAAUGCAUUAUUAUUAUUAUCAUCAAGAGUGCUUCUAUAUAAUGGAAUACCAUGUAACAUUGUCAGUUGUCGAUUGGGUAGAUUUAAACAUGGAGAGUUGAUAGAGUUUGUCUGUUCUGAAUAUUUCAAUAAAAAUCAAAGCCAUGUAUUUAGAUUGGGACAAAACAAGGAAAUAGAAGUACCAAUUGUCACUAUUAAAACCUACCAACUCUUACUUAUCGAUCAAGAUGGAUACUUGUCUCUUUUAGAUGAAAGUAAUGGAACGACAAGAGAGGACAUUAAACUACCAAAGAAUGACAAAGAUCUAACAUCAGAGUUGCAAUUAUCUUACAACCUGGAUAAUUCUUUAAAUGUUCAAGUAGCACAAAUCAUGGGUAUUGAAGGUGUAAUAUCAUUUAACCAAACAAAUGAUGAUUAA
This is a messenger RNA of Cavenderia fasciculata, 507 nucleotides long. RefSeq lists its product as uncharacterized. Gene Ontology annotation, molecular function: translation elongation factor activity; ribosome binding; RNA binding. Gene Ontology annotation, biological process: positive regulation of translational elongation; positive regulation of translational termination. Lineage: Eukaryota; Evosea; Eumycetozoa; Acytosteliales; Cavenderiaceae. The transcript has 2 exons. The coding region runs from base 1 to 507 and encodes 168 amino acids. The record is from RefSeq and is a predicted model, not a curated record.